ACGCGUAUGCGUAUCAGCUGCCCCUUUCGAAGAACGCAUCCCUUCUGUGUGUUUUCCUUUUCGCUCUCUCGAAAAUUUCGAUCGCUCACGAACACGAUACAAGCACGCAGAGCUGCGGAUAAAUCUGCUGAAUGCAUCGGGUACGUUCAGGUUUACGCCAAUCUUACUUUCUUGUGUUGGAACCAUUUCGAAGGAGCCUGGAUUUGAAUGGUGACGAGGUCGUUUUGGCUGUAAAUCCAAUUAUUUGGGGAUAAGUUUCGAUGGAGGAACCAAUGGGGCGAAGAUUCGCAGUCGGCUACGCUCUGUCUUCGAAGAAGCAGGCGAGUUUCAUUCAAAUUUCUCUGAUAAAUGCCGCGAGGGAGAAGGGCAUCGAUCUCGUCAAGAUCGAUUUGGAAAAGCCCUUAAUCGAGCAGGGACCCUUCGAUUUGGUCCUCCACAAAAUCUAUGGCGACGAGUGGAGGCAACAGCUGGCCGACUACUCCAGCAAGAAUCCCGACGUUUUGAUAAUCGAUUCCCCCGAUGCAAUUGAGAGGCUCCACAAUCGCAUAUCAAUGCUGCAGGUGGUUACGGAUUUGAACGUUGUUGAAUGCGAUAGGGUGUCGUUUGGCAUCCCGAAGCAGACUGCGGUAUACGACGCGAGUGCCGUGGGGGAGUUGGAUGUGGAGGGCGAAGGGCUGAAGUUUCCGGUGGUGGCGAAGCCCUUGGUGGCGGAUGGCAGCGCCAAGUCGCAUAAGAUGUCGUUGGUGUACAAUAGGGAUGGGCUGAGUAAGCUGAAGCCGCCGGUGGUGCUGCAGGAGUUCGUGAAUCAUGGAGGGGUUAUAUUCAAGGUGUAUGUCGUUGGGGAGUAUGUCAAAUGCGUGAAACGGAAGUCUCUGCCCGAUGUGAAUGUGGAGAAUUUGGGGAAUCUAAAGAGCUCGUUGUCGUUUUCUCAGGUUUCGAACCUAAAUAGCCUGGAAAGGAGAGGCGAUGCUUACUAUAGGAUGAUCGAUUGGGAGGAUGGCAAGACGGAGAAUCCUCCCAUGGACUUGCUGGUGGUUAUUGCGAGGGGUCUUCGCCGAGCAAUGGGGUUGCAUUUGUUUAAUUUUGAUGUAAUUAGGGACACUAGCAUCGGGAACAGGUACCUUGUGAUCGACAUCAACUAUUUCCCUGGGUAUGCGAAGAUGCCGAGCUAUGAGCAUGUUUUGACAAGCUUCUUCUAUGACGUGUUAAGUGAAAAGGACGAUGGUAAGAAGGAUGUGAAUUCGGAUAGUGUGAUGCAGAUUCCUUGUGAGCAGAAAGUGAGGAUGCUGAUGAGUAAUGUUAGUUAUGGGGAGGAUGAUGGGGCUUUGAAUCUUCCCAUUUCGCCGCUAAAGCGUGACGCAAAAGAGGACACAAUUCAAGUUUAGGAAAUUGCGCGGGAGGAGUGUGGGGCUUUCAAGUGACAUCUGGGACAAUAUGAUUCGUUCAUUCUAUCGUUUGUCGGCUUAUGAACCUUCCGCACUGGAUCAGCGCAAGAUUGAGUGGUCAAUGAGUAGUUAAUAAGUAGGUUUAAUUGCUUUGGAUCUGCUGCCAAUGCAGAUGAAGUUCGGCUCCAUGUCAAUCGGGUGCAUUCCAGUUGCUGAGACAGGUCCUUUUCUAUGGAGAUAGGUAAUUCUUGGGGACUCUGAAAGUGUUUUAGAAAUUACUAUGUUUUGCUCUUCAGCAACUGUAUAUUUAGAUUUGGGAAUUGUUUGUCAGCCUCUUGAAUUGACUAAAGUCGUUUAUCGUCUUGAACAUAGCAGCAGUUUGAGACUCACAAGGCCUUUCAUUGCCAUGUGUUCAUAGCAGCCAUAAUGUUUACCUUAUGAGUUUUACUGGAAUUGUUUUGGAUGUUAAUAUAUGCUUGUGAAUGUAUAUGCUCUAGCUGGUUGUUUUUGCACUA
Messenger RNA from Andrographis paniculata, 1900 nucleotides. RefSeq names its product inositol-tetrakisphosphate 1-kinase 1-like. Gene Ontology annotation, molecular function: ATP binding; inositol-1,3,4-trisphosphate 6-kinase activity; inositol-3,4,5,6-tetrakisphosphate 1-kinase activity. The transcript has a single exon. Gene Ontology annotation, cellular component: cytoplasm. Gene Ontology annotation, biological process: inositol trisphosphate metabolic process. NCBI's taxonomy places the organism in Eukaryota, Viridiplantae, Streptophyta, Magnoliopsida, Lamiales, Acanthaceae. Bases 261 to 1385 code for a protein of 374 amino acids. The record is from RefSeq and is a predicted model, not a curated record.